This is a messenger RNA of Ichthyophthirius multifiliis, 204 nucleotides long. Its product is annotated as zinc finger protein, putative. The record is from RefSeq and is a predicted model, not a curated record. NCBI's taxonomy places the organism in Eukaryota, Ciliophora, Oligohymenophorea, Hymenostomatida. Gene Ontology annotation, biological process: negative regulation of organ growth; protein ubiquitination. The transcript has 2 exons. Gene Ontology annotation, molecular function: zinc ion binding; ubiquitin-protein transferase activity.
AUGUCCACCAUGGAGUGUAUUGAAAAUUUUAAUUGUGUUAUUUGCAAAAAUGAAUAUAAUGAAGACGAUAAAAUUUUAGUACUUCCUUGUCAAUCUAAUCACAAUAUGCAUGUUAAAUGUUCUAAAUAAUGGUUUAAUGUAAAUGAUAAUUGUCCUGUAUGUUAGAAAGAUAUGAAUUAAUAUAUAAAAGAAAUGGAUAUUUGA